GAUGUCCUAAAGGCAGCUCAGUUAGUAAGGACUUAGGUCUCUUGGUCAUCCUGGCUCACAAGUUCAAAUUUUUCGAGUUGGAUAUUACAAACUCUUGAUGUCUUUCGGAUUCGAGCUUUGGGGUGGGUAGUCCUGGAGGUAGGAGAGCAAAGCUCUGACUCCCAGUUAUAAAAAAAGAAAAAAGAAAAGCUGAGGAAAGAUGGAAUAAAACGAAAAGAAAGAAUAAUGGGCAGAGAGAGAGAGAGAGGUAAAAUCCAAGAAUCAACUUUGUUGCCUAGGAGUGCGGCUUUUGAAAUCUCCAAGGAAGAAAUAGAUGAGGACCAUUAGCUUUUUCUUUUUUUGUUCUUUGUUUGAAACGAUACAGAUAAACGGAUUUCAGCUGUUUGAAGUACUGUUGGGGAUGGAUAUAAUUGAGGGGAUGAGUUGCCACUUGGCUUGGAAAGCCAUCACUCAUUCCUCUAUCCUACUUUCGAUAACCCCCGUUAGGCUAACUUUGUGACACGUGUCCAUGCAUUUGCAUGGGCCUUGAUUCUGCCAGUAUAUUCCCAUGACGAAGCUUAUCUAUCUAUAUAGAUAAAAAACUUUUUGCUCUUUCGUCCCUCACAUUUCCAUCUCUCUCAGAAUCAGAAGCUUCCCCUCCACCUCUAACCAUGGCUGCCUUUGUUGGGAAGUAUGCAGAUGAGCUGAUCAAGAAUGCCAAGUACAUUGCCACCCCAGGGAAGGGCAUAUUGGCAGCUGACGAGAGUACUGGCACUAUAGGGAAGCGGCUGGCGAGUGUUAACGUCGAGAACAUCGAGUCCAACCGCCAAGCCCUACGUGAGCUCCUCUUUACCUCUCCCAAUGCUCUCUCUUAUCUCUCAGGUGUCAUCCUCUUCGAAGAGACCCUUUACCAGAAGACUUCAGACGGGAAGCCGUUCGUUGAAGUCCUUCAAGACAACAAUGUCAUCCCAGGCAUCAAAGUGGACAAGGGCACGGUGGAGCUGGCUGGCACCGACAGCGAGACCACGACGCAAGGCUUCGACUCCCUCGGCGCUCGGUGCCAGCAGUUCUACAAGGCCGGCGCUCGCUUUGCCAAGUGGCGUGCGGUUCUCAAGAUUGGCGCUGCCGAGCCUUCUGAGUUGUCUAUCCAACAGAACGCGCAGGGAUUGGCUCGCUACGCCAUUAUUUGUCAGGAGAAUGGAUUGGUUCCGAUUGUGGAGCCUGAAAUCCUCACUGAUGGACCUCAUGAUAUCAAGAAGUGCGCUGCUGCCACUGAGAUUGUGCUCGCGGCGGUUUACAAGGCGCUGAGUGACCACCACGUGCUUCUUGAAGGGACCCUCCUCAAGCCCAAUAUGGUCACCCCUGGCUCCGGUAGCCCAAAGGUAGCUCCUGAGGUGGUGGCGGAGUACACGGUGGCUGCACUUCGCCGGACAGUCCCGGCCGCCGUCCCGGGGAUCGUGUUCCUGUCAGGGGGACAAAGCGAGGAAGAAGCCACACUCAACCUCAACGCCAUCAACAAACUGGAAGUGUUGAAGCCAUGGACUCUAUCCUUCUCAUUCGGUCGAGCAUUGCAGCAAAGUACGCUCAAGAUAUGGAGUGGGAAGAAGGAGAACGUUGGGAAAGCUCAGGAGGCUUUCUUGGGGAGGUGCAAGGCCAACUCCGAGGCCACUCUCGGCACGUACGGCGGUGGAAUCGGUGGCGGGUCGGCCUCCGAGAGCCUGUACGUGCCCGGCUACAAAUACUAAACUAACUUUUGGAGGUUGGUUGGUCGUGGGGCUCUGGUGUGGCUGAAUGAACUGUGUAUGAUAAUACUACUUGAUCUUCUUCCAUCUUUCUUGAUGCACAUCUCAAGUUUGUGUAUGUAAUCAAAGCUCUCUACAUCUUGGCUGUGUACUCCAUAAUUCAUUUCAAAAAAUAUAUAUAUAUACCUAUAUGUUUUUUUA
Molecule: messenger RNA, 1922 nt
Organism: Momordica charantia (bitter melon)
Lineage: Eukaryota; Viridiplantae; Streptophyta; Magnoliopsida; Cucurbitales; Cucurbitaceae
Product: fructose-bisphosphate aldolase, cytoplasmic isozyme 1
Biological process (GO): glycolytic process
Molecular function (GO): fructose-bisphosphate aldolase activity
Source: RefSeq, a predicted model, not a curated record